AUGGCCAAGAAGCUCUCUAGCUCUCGCGCAGCUAUGUCUUCGGACAACACCACAUCGGCUCCGGUUGCUGAGACAGCGCCGGAGCCAAGCACGGGCGGCGGCAGGAAGCGCAAGGCGGGCGCAAAGCCCGCCGUGCAAGACAAGAAGGUCAAGGUGGAAGAGACCUCGUCUCUCUCAACAACUGCGCGUCCAAAGCGUGCCGCAGCCAAGAAACCAGCUGUUGAGGAGGACGAGGUCGCAGACGAAGUCGUCGAAGACAAAGUCAAGGCCAAGGCAAAGACCACUAGGGCGAAGAAGGCCUCUUCCACCGCGACGAAACAUGCGAAGAUCCUGCCGCCGCUUGAGCAACGCACGCAGAACACCAAGCACCGCAUUGGCGCUCAUGUCAGCAUCGCAGGUGUGGCCAAAACUGACCUUACCAGUGCCAACGCCUUUGCCAUGUUCAUGAAAAAUCAGCGCAAGUGGGAGUCAAAAGACAUCGACCAAGAGCACGUCGAUUUCUUUGUCAAGUGGUGCGAAGAUCACAAGAUCAAUGCUGCAGAGUGUUGCCUGCCACAUGGUUCAUAUCUCGUCAACCUAGCACACCCUGACCCAGCACACAAGAAGCAAUCAUAUGACUCCUUCCUCAACGACUUGUCUCGCUGCCACAGGCUAGGCAUCCGACUCUACAACUUUCACCCCGGAAACUCCAACGCUACAACUCGCGAGGAGGGGAUCAUCACCAUCUCAGAAAACAUCAACCAAGCUCAUGCAGAUCCGGCGUCUGGCAAGGUCGUGACCGUUUUGGAAACCAUGGCGAGCCUAGGUAACACCAUCGGUGGUAACUUUACAGACAUCGCUGCCAUCAUCAGGCUUGUCAAUGACAAGAGCCGCGUUGGAGUUUGCCUGGACACGUGCCACGUAUUCGCAGCUGGUUACGACUUGCGCACCCCAGAGGCCUACGCGAAGACAAUAGACAAGUUCGACAAGGAGAUCGGCCUCGAGUACCUCAAGGCCUUCCAUGUCAACGACAGUAAGGCUCCAUUCUCCAGCCACCGCGAUGUCCACGCCCGCAUCGGCACCGGUUAUUUGGGUCUUCAGGCUUUCCACAACCUGAUGAACGACGAGCGCUUCCAUGGUCUCCCCAUGGUCCUCGAGACACCCUGUGACACACUGGAUGCUGAUGGCAAGAAAGUGGAGGACAAGGGCAGCUGGGCACGAGAGAUAAAGAUGCUCGAGAGCCUCGUGGGUAUGGACAUUGAAUCAGAUGAGUUUAAGGCGCUCGAUACACGUCUUCAGCAGGAAGGCGCGACUGAGCGCGAGCGCAUUGGAGAUCAGGUCAACAGGAAAGCUAUCAAGGACGCCAAGCCCAAGAGAGCCACCAAGAAGGCAAGCAAGAAGAAGGUGGAGAGCGAGGAAGAUGGCGAUGAGGAAUAA
Molecule: messenger RNA, 1416 nt
Organism: Pyrenophora tritici-repentis Pt-1C-BFP
Lineage: Eukaryota; Fungi; Ascomycota; Dothideomycetes; Pleosporales; Pleosporaceae
Source: RefSeq, a predicted model, not a curated record